CAUGAACGAUUGAGCUGGGAAGCUGGGUUGAGCUGCACUAUAAGGCAGCACGUACUGACAAUCCAACUAACAAAUCCUUGUUUUGCAUUUGUAAGGAACUCUAAUGGCACCCAAUCGCGUAGCGGUGGGGGCGGAACUACUAAGCGGGUCACUGCUACAAGCAAGUAAAGUACUAGCUAGUGUGAUCCGGCGGUGUAUUAUUUUCCACAAAAUUCAACUUCCAAACAGAAAUUCACGACUGCCAGCGAUAAUACGAGGCGGAGGUAACUUGACUCCAUAUUUGGUCGACAUUUGUCCUUCAGCUGUGUGCUGUUUGACAGCCAGAGUUGGACCAAGAUCGACAGAGAUUGGCAGUUGGAUAUAUCGUUAUUAGCUAUCUAACAGUAGCUAGCUUGUCCAGACACACCAGCUGCCUCAGCGCUGUAUGUGCGGCAAUAACAUGUCAGCCCCUUUACCUGCCAUUGUGCCUGCUGCCCGGAAAGCCACUGCGGCGGUGAGUUAACCUGACAACACGGACGUCUAGCUAGUUAAAGUUAGGCUUAAGCAGCCGUAGGUUCCAGUAACUACCCAGCAGACGACGUGAUAUUUCUGCAUGGCCUUGGUGAUACAGGGCAUGGCUGGGCAGAAGCUUUCGCAGGCAUCAGGAUACCACAUGUGAAAUACAUUUGCCCGCAUGCUCCCACCAUGCCCGUUACGUUGAACAUGAGAAUGUCCAUGCCUUCCUGGUUCGAUAUCUAUGGGUUGAGCCCAGAAGCAGACGAAGAUGAGACUGGUAUUAAAAGAGCGUCAGAGAAUAUUAAAGCCUUGAUAGAUCAAGAAGUGAAGAAUGGAAUACCUUCCCACAGAAUUAUCCUGGGUGGAUUUUCACAGGGUGGAGCACUAUCUCUCUACACGGCUCUGACAAUGCAGCAGAAGCUAGCUGGAGUGGUUGCUCUGAGUUGCUGGCUCCCUCUCCGCAAGUCCUUCCCUCAGGCUUCUGCCAACAGUGCUAACAAGGACAUGCAUGUCCUACAAUGCCACGGGGAUGCUGACCCCCUGGUCCCUUUUAUAUUCGGCAGUCAGACAGCAGAGAAGAUGAAAAGCCUGAUCAAUCCAUCCAACAUCACCUUCAAGUCAUAUCGGGGUCUACCUCACAGCGCCUGUCCAGAGGAAAUGGUGGAUAUCAAACGAUUCAUUGAGAAGCAGCUUCCUCCCAUCAGUGAUUAGUGAACUCGGGAGUAGACGCACAACUGCACAGCACCAUCAGAAUCUUUUGAGACUCUGGGGACUCCAGGAACCACACGGACUUACUUGACAGUAAAACCACGCUGCUACUCACAGAGCCAGACAGGACUGGGGCUCCAUUUUAGCCUGGGAGAGGCAUGAAUGUAACAAUGCUGCAUCCUGACCUGAAGCCACACACAGUCCUCAGUGUUACAGUAGAGUAACAUUAGUUGCUUGAUUGUUAAGCUGUUUGCUGUUGAGACAAGCGAUUUCCUGUAGGAGACAUAUGUGUUGGAAUAACUAGGGCUAUACUUAAUGUUUUAAUGCCUACUAUCUCACAAUAAAUGGCCUGUUGUUAAA
This is a messenger RNA of Scatophagus argus, 1563 nucleotides long. RefSeq names its product lysophospholipase 1 (gene lypla1). The transcript is spliced from 9 exons. Bases 685 to 1206 code for a protein of 173 amino acids. Gene Ontology annotation, cellular component: cytoplasm. NCBI's taxonomy places the organism in Eukaryota, Metazoa, Chordata, Actinopteri, Scatophagidae. The record is from RefSeq and is a predicted model, not a curated record. Gene Ontology annotation, molecular function: carboxylic ester hydrolase activity; palmitoyl-(protein) hydrolase activity. Gene Ontology annotation, biological process: protein depalmitoylation.